Messenger RNA from Cuscuta europaea, 1486 nucleotides. NCBI's taxonomy places the organism in Eukaryota, Viridiplantae, Streptophyta, Magnoliopsida, Solanales, Convolvulaceae. The record is from the annotation of a GenBank genome assembly.
UUGAAAUUUGUAGAAAGGAAAGAAAUGAACAGAAACCCUCCCAAAUCCCCUAUGCCCAGUUACUUUAAUGGGAAACAGUUACUUAUAAUUUCUGUACAGAAACCCUCAGAAAUCCCCUAUGCGCAGGGGAAGGGGUCGAUCAAGCUUCGCUCUUCACCGGCUGGCUCGCUGCUUGAUCUUAGCAAUUGAGUAAAGAGAACUGACAAGUGAUUCAUAAUUUCAUAGUGCUUUUGGUGCUUGGAGUUGUGGCAAAACCUGGAAAGGGGAUUUUUAUAGAAAUGGUUCAAGGGACAUAUACAAGCACUUUAGCAACAUCCAGAUGCUUUGGUUUUUGCGGACCUACAUGUGUUUCACGGAGGUUUUUUGGACAUUGUAGUGAAGGCCCAAAAGUGUUUGGUGUGGGUAGUCAAUCUGGUUGGCAUUCAUAUGGAAAAAGAACAAUUAAUGUUAGACAUACUGAUAUUUCACAUGGACGGAAUUGGAGAGUUGAAGCUGGAUGGCUGUUUAAAGGGGACAUGCAGGAUUCUGCUAGCACUGAGCGAAGCGAGAGUGCCAAUGAGGAUAUAUUGAUGUUUUUUUUCCAACUGGAUUUGGCAACACGAGUUCAGUGUGCUCUGAAUAUGGAGCAAUACGACAUUGCCCAGCAACUAAGAAAUAAGCUCACUGAGGUUGAAUCUGCAAUUAUAAAGGAGCAAGAAUCUAGACGAGGAUCAGCCUCAGAGGGUGAAGUUCAAGAUUUGGCUAUUAGUAUCUUGCGCUUGCGUGCAGACCAGCAGAAUGCUGUUCAAAGUGAAAACUAUAGUUUGGCUGCCGAUAUUCGAGACCGAAUUUCCAAAAUUGAAGCGGAAUCUCUGGCUGCAUCAGUGAGGGCUCAAACUUAUGGAAAUGAUUAUUAUGCAUUCCGUUUGGGUCAGAGAGUGAAGCACAAGGUUUUCGGAUAUUGCGGUGUUAUAUGUGGGAUGGAUCCGGUGUGCUGUGAAUCAAGUUCAUGGAUGGAAAAUGCCAAGAUUGACAAGUUGUCUCGUGGUUCUGAUCAGCCAUUUUAUCAGGUGUUGGUUGAUGUCUCUGCAGACCCAAAUCUAUUAGUUACAUAUGUGCCAGAGGAGAAUUUGGAUGCCCCAAUUGAGUCAAACACAAACAGGUUUGACCAUCCGUACAUUUCCUUGUUAUUUUACGGGAUGGAUGCUGCCGGAGAUUUCAUCCCUAUCAAAGAGCUGCGAGAGAAGUACAAGAUGCCACGGCAUGAGGUGCCGUAUGAUCAAGAAGAUGAGAAUACUGGAGAAGAUGCUUAAAUGGCUGCAGGAUCAGAGCUUCUUAAUGAAAUGCAUGUUGAGGAGCUCAAGUAGUGGAAGUGUUAGUGUAAAUUAUAUUUCUUCCUUGAGAAUAGUGAAAUUAAGUACUACAUCUGCUUUGAAAUUGACAAAAAGUGGUUCAAAGAUUAAAUGGUAUGAAUAUAUGCAGGCAUAUUUCAAAACGUGAGCCCCCC